This is a messenger RNA of Spodoptera litura, 8210 nucleotides long. The record is from RefSeq and is a predicted model, not a curated record. NCBI's taxonomy places the organism in Eukaryota, Metazoa, Arthropoda, Insecta, Lepidoptera, Noctuidae.
AGACUGUCUUAACCUAAUUGGUGUGGUUCACCCUAAUGUUCUAGUCUUGUGAAAUUAUGUUGUAACGCAGUCUGUGCAGUAUAUGACGCUUUAUUUGAUUCUUUAUGUAAAAUUGUGUUCGUGUAGUCGCCUCUUUAAUAAUGUGGUUAACAAAAGCAUUCGUAAAAAGCAAUACAAUAAUAAUGGAGUCGUCACAGACGGAGUCAGGUAAUAACGAUCCUGGUUCGUGCACUUCAUUCUCCAGUAGCGAUAUAGAUGACCAAGUAAUCACAGAAUUGUUAGCAGAACAAUCUAGAUUGUACAACGCACUAAGUGAAAAAUAUUCGUUACCUUUAAAAGAAGAACAAUUGUUAGAAAAAAUGUUCAAAACAAGACCACUGUAUGAAAUACUCAGAAGUGAAUUACUCUCAAGUAGUACAAGCGAUAGUAGCAAGACAGUAACUGAUUUGAAGUUAAAACCACCUUCUGUAGAUCAUUUGAAAGCCCUUCAGAAAGCUGAGAAAAAUAAGGACCUAUGUAUAGUGGAUGACAAAAGUACUGUUUCAGAGAUGAAAGAAUUAAGUGAGUCUUGUAGUUGUUGUUUAUGCUGUGUGAAAACUCGACUUCACGAAUGUGUUCAAAUAGGACGACGAAACAUACAAGCGCACAUUAAUGAAAAAAUUGCAUCCAGGUCCAAUCUAGGCCAACAAACCAAUGGUGAAACUAAAAAUAUUAAAUCAGACCCUUGUACAUGUGCCUGUAAUCAUAAAAAUAUCAAGGAAUGUCAAAGGGCAAACUUUCCUCAGAAUUUUCAUAUCAAACAACCAGAUAUUAGACAACGAGAUCGAUUUUUAUUACCUACCAAAAGUAAACCUCUAUCACCUAACAAUCGUAAACAGAGAAAUUCUUACCAUAAACUAAAGCGAUGCUAUUUUACACCCUAUAUGGAAAAUAUUGGCGAAGGAGAAAUCAAAAAGACUCAAAAAUUUACUAAACUUUUACGAGAUAAUGCUGAUAAUAAGAAUUUAGAAUCAAUGGAAAAGUUAAAGUUACUACAACAAAAAAUAAAAGAUAGCUUUAAAGCAAAUAAUAAUGCUUUACCGAAAUUAACACCCGAAAAACGACGAAUUUUCCAAAAUAUUUUAAACGAAAACAAUAAAAACGCAUUCAUAGAAAGUGUUCUCACACAAUUUAUUGAUAAAUCUUACUUGGAUCAUAUACAGAAUAUAGAAACAGUUCAGAAAUGUGAGCUUAAAUCAAGAAUACAUAAACGAAUUCACAAUGAAAAUGUUAUUCACCCUUCUAACGCGGCAACUACAAAUAUUAGGAAAACGAAAAAUGUAACCGACCUUUUAAGAGUUGCUACGAAGCAACAAAAACAUCCCAUAUCAAAACGCAUUAAAAAUAAUCAAAUACUUGUCAAUAUGUUACAAAUAUCAAAUCAAGUGCAAACACCAAAAGAAAGUAAUACCUCACUUUCUCUAAUGAAAAGACGAAAUUCCAAGUCAGUACCAUCCCUAUUAUCGACAAGUUCAGUAACAAAUAUAACUUCAAUACAAGACAAACAUUUUUCAUUGACUCAAAAUGCAAGAAAAAGAUCAUCUUAUCUAAUCAAUACAAAUACCUCUGGAAUACGAGUUAAAAUAUUAAAAUCGCUUUCUGCAACGUCUAUUGACAAAAGUUCGCGGCUUGGUAAGGUGAAUUCACCUAACAGGUUUCCGUCCAUAUCAUCAUAUAACGUAAAUAAAAUUACUUUGAAAGUAAAUCCUUUGACUUCAUUUCACAAAAUGAUCACGCCAAUACAAUCAAACACCACACAGCGUGUUGUAUAUAAGAAUUUAUCCACUAGUAUUGAGAAAACAACAAGUGAACUUCCAAAACUUCGCAGACAUCUAAAUGAAGAACACCUCGAUCAACAAAAAACACCUGCAACUCAAAUUCUUGAAAAAUCUAAUACGGUACAAGUUCUUGGUCAUUACAACAACGAAAAUUUGCACGAAAUAGGCAGUUUUCAUAACAAACCUAUGUCACCUAAAUUAAAAACCGAUUUACACCAACAGUCUAAGAUAAAAUCAGAUGAAAAGGAUAACAAAUCAAGCAGCUAUGCACUUAAAAAAUGCGUUUGCAAUUUAAGAAUCAAGGUAAUAGAUAUUAGAUCUAAGAUUAAUAAAAUUAGUGCAAAACAAAACAAAGUUAAGAAAAGUUCAAAAUCGAAUGAUCAAAACCCUUUAAAAGAUUGGAUGAAAAUAUCUAGAUUGAGUAUACGUGACACCAAACAAUUUAAAACACAAGCGACUAAAUGUGAUCAUUCUAAUAGUUUCAAAAGUCUAAAUAUUGAAAGGAAAAAACGAAGAAAAAGAAAUCCGUCUUUUAAGCAUCACUUUAGACAAUGGUCAGACUUCAAACUGAAAAACAAUCUGACAUUUAAAAAGCAGACUGAACAAGAUAAACUAAUUCAAAAUAUUCCCUAUGCAACAUGGAAGUCGCCAAUACAUACUGACUCCAAGAAUACUAUUGAUAAAGAACUUGUGGUAUCCGAUAUAAUGAACAAAGAAAGUAAAUGUAUAUCCUACUUAAGUACAUAUGAUAGCGAUAAAGCCAAGAACACAAAUAUGGUUUGUGAAUCUACUACACGUCUAAAGACAACAUCUAUUUUAAAGGACGCAUCUGUUGGAAGAGAUAAGAAAGAAAUAUUUCAAAAUCAAUCUGUUCAGACAGUCAAUAGCAUACAAAAUUGUAAAGUGUUGCCAUUUCUACCAGAUCAAUUUAAAGUACUCUGUGAAGACAAAUCUACUAGUGAUCAUGGCCCUAUACAAGUUGGAACUGUGUCAUCUAAACAAGAAAAAAGCAAAUCAAAUACUACCAAACCAAUAUAUAAUAUGAUUUUCUUUAAUAAAGGUCAUGGUAACUACGGUUUUACAAUUACACAAAGUAGGGUCAAACCUUUUUACAAUAAAAGCGACAGAAUCAAACUAAGUGACCUCAAGAAAGCAAAACAAGAAACAGGUAACUAUACAGAUGAACCCAAAGUUACACCAAAAAAACGCGGCUUACGUAGAUUCUUAGAUAUAUUGAAAGUCGGUAAACUAAAAAAGAAUAAAAAACAAAGAAACCAAGUAAAAUUAUCUAAUAACACCAUCAGUCUCAAAAAUGAUGAAGUCGAAACUCCUCAAACUAAAGUGAAUACUGUUCACGAAGUAGUGAAAUCCGUUAUUAACCCCCAAACAUGUAAUUCUGACUUUUGCAUGCCCAUAAAACAUGAUUUUCAAAUUAACAAAGAAAAAAAAUCGAAGAAAAUAAUUAGUAAUAUUGUCUGUAAAUCAAGAGCUAACACUGGCCUAACUUCACAAUCAGCUAAUUUCCCAAGAAUCAAAAACAUAAGUUCUAAUCUCUCUAAUAAAACUGAAUUACAUAUUCCAGUUAAUAAAUACGCCAGUUCGGCUAGAAAAGUCUUUAAUAGUUUACGUUUUUCACUUGACGUACCUUUUAAGAGAAAAGAUGUAAUUAACGAAAAAUUCUUCCAAAAUGCUUCAAAAGUUUUAAAUACUAAGAGCUAUACCAAAAGCUCGCAUAUACCUACACUAUUGAACAGCAAAAAGAAAGACCGAAGUAAAUUCUUCGGUCCCAAAAUCAAGCGCUGUUUAUACACGCUUAAGUUACAUAAGAGAGGAAAAUGUAACAAGAAAUCGUGUGAAGUUAACACAGAAACAGAAUCCAAAAUUAUGUCAGAAAUAAAGUAUUCGGAUCUCUCGAAAGGUCCUAUGAGUAAAAAAUCGAAUAAUACAAAAGAAAGGCCUUAUCAAUUUAAUCGUUCCAAACCAUUAGUGCUAUUAUGUAUGCCUCACAAAUACAGUACAGAAAAGAAGCACGAUAGUUCAAAAAGUUUUGGACCUUAUAGUAUAAAUACCAAAACGAUAUCAAAUUCAAUUAAUACGCGUAAACUGAUGAUGGAUAAUAGGACGACAAAACUUUUAUAUGUUAAUAAGGCGUUAUGCAAACAGCGUUGUAGACCAUCAAAAAGAAUAAAGUAUUCAGGAAAACAACCAGAAAAACCACGAUUUUCUAAAAAAUCUUUUUCGCCUAGUAUUAAUUCUCAUAAAUACGAGAUACUGUCAGAAAAUAAUAAUAAUCGAGAACAAAGGAUAAACAAAAAUAACUUGAAUAAUGUCAAAAACACACAACGACAUCAAACAGUAUCAGGUAGAUACAGUUAUAGUGAAAAUAUUUGUACGUGUAGUCGCAUGACGCGUUCAUCAAAUAAACAUCUCUGUACAUAUAAAAUAUUGAAAAACAAUGAACAAUGUUGUAGUAAAUUGUUUGCUCCAAGUACCGUUUAUACAACGAAUACUGUCACUUUUGGCCAAACUAAAUCAAAAACACCUGAUAUCUUAUUAAAAAAUACAUACUGUGACACAACAAAAGAAACGCUCCUAUUUAAAUCUAAAUUUAAGUGUAAAAGUAACCAUGUGAAAAAUCAAAAAUCAAGGAUCAAUCGAAAGGAAUUAAUGAAUCCUGCUCAACUGACUGGUGUUCCACCACUUGUGAGAAGACGUUAUUGUACAACAAUGAAUGUACAGGUAACAGGUCGAAAUGUAAGAAGAAAACAUCAUUAUUAUUCAUCGAGGCUUGAAUCAAUACCAUAUCAAUACCAAAAAUGUAUUAUGGAGCGAUUUGUUAGAAAAGUACCUACAGUGUCGGAUACUGAGAGAAGAUUAAAAACUAGUCCCAACUCAACACCAUCCGUGAGUUCAGGUUCAAGAACAAGAAGAAAUUUUUUAAAAUUAAAUCAUAAAGACAAACAUCAGCCAGCAUAUGCGAGACCCAUAGGAGGCUUUAGAUAUCAAUCAUCGCCACGAUUCCGACAACCCUACAAACAGGAAGAGCCGGUUGGCUUUACAUUUGGUUAUAGUGAUUUUCCUGAACGUGAAUCAAAUCCUAAGCGCCAAACUACUUCCAGAUCUUCGAGAACCUACGAUAAGUAUGUUAAAGACAGCGGUAAUCAUACAGUUGGUAGAUGCCAGAGACAGUCACAGACAAUGAUGUCUCAAAUUGUUCGUAGAGCUUCGAAUGUUUCACCAAUGUUACGACAAUGCUUUUACUCUUUGAAAUUGCAAAAAAAAGGAAGACUGCAAAAAGCACGUGAAAUGGAAUCUAUAAACCAGGACAAAUUGACUAAAAUUAUUGCAGAUGAACCAGUUACCAAAUCUACGCAGAAUACGAAAAAGCAACAUUAUCCUGAUUUAGUACCAUAUGAACAUGAAUCUAGUAAUUGUGUUCCAGACGAAUGCGACCCUACCUGGUUAGAGAACAAGGAAAGGCUAAAACUAAGACAAAGAAGACGUAAACAAACUGAAGACUUCAGGGCAGAUUCAAUUACAUCUCACUUUUCAUUGACUCCUAAUAUGAUAUCGAGUUGGGAAAGCAGAGAGAAACGAACGCAAUUUCAUAAAUAUGGUGGUCACCGAGGACCAGUCAGAUCUAGAGACAUUUUCGUUCAACCUAAUCCUUGUGAAAUAAUUAUCGAAAAAUCAGCUAUUCAGCGACCAAGACAAUCACAUAUAAUAAAUCCCAGACUCAGUUUUAAUAAAGAAAAAACUCAUUAUAUCAAUAAAAAAGAACAUAUAAAUUUUCGGAAGUAUGCUUAUACACAUGGAAAAAUGAGAAACAGAUUGUCACGAGACGAGAGACAAAAGUGUGAUACAGAUUCACAAACUGUUCUACGUAAACAUGGUCGGUCUAGUGGGUUUCUGAAACGAUGCUAUUGUGCUCUUCAGUUUUUAACUCCUAUUAGAAAAUAUCGUCGUAAAUCUAAUACUGUGACACGAAUGGGACAUGAGAGAACUUUGUCUACGUUAGAUACACAUAUAGUAGAGACACCAUCCACUAGGGCACCAAAAAGAGUUCGAAAACGAGAACAUUUUUCUAAACAAAUAAUUUUAGAUGAAUUAUCUUAUCACCCCUAUGUCCAAAUAGCUCCAAUCAAAUGUUCACGCCCUAGAAGGUACAAGAAUCAUACAGCUAAUUGUAAAAAAAGAACUAGAGAUAGAAUAUCAAGGGAAACUGAAUCGUUUAGAAAACGUAUAUCUCAAAUAGAUGUGUCUAAAACUAGAAAUAAAAUUUUAUGGCUUAAGUUAAGACGAUGUUUUUCUAAAUUAAAAUUUCACAGACAAAUACCAACACCGGAAAAAGGCUUAAUACCUCCUCACGAAGAAAUCACUACUUUGUACAAUAGUCGAAGUGUUAUAACUCCAAACAAGCUUAGACCAUUGCCGUCCAAUUUGGAACAUUAUGAAUGUGAACCUGUAUUUUGUGUGCCGGACAAUUAUGAUCUUUACAAAUACAAAAAUCGUAUUAAAAGACUAGAUAUAUGUUCUUCAGUACCAUCAACAGAAGGAUCCUUGUCGAAAUCAAAUUCAAUAACUGAAUGUCAGCACAGGUUUUUGAACAGUAAACCACAAUCAGUUAUGCAACCACAAUCAAUAAAAACAAGAAAACAUCAAUAUGAAGUAAGAAGGGCACAAUAUAUAACUAACAUAGUUCAUACGCCUUCAAAACGGACAAGUAAUAUUUUUCGUAUAGAUUUUCUUAAAGAUAAACCACCAGACGGUGGUGUUACAGAUUUCAAGCCAAUAACACAACAUAUUGUGCACAAGAAGCCAGAAAGGGUGCCAAACAAGUUAACAAAUAUCCCAGUUACGUAUAAAAGCAGCAAAAAACAGAUUGAACGAGGUUUGCAUGACAAGGAUUCUCAAGUUCUGGCUCGAAAAAUGCAUUCUAAAAUGACUGGAGUAGGACCUUACUUAAAAAAAUGUUUUUGUACGUUGCAACUACAUAAAUCACCCGAUAGACCUUUUUCUUUUGCCAUGAAUGCAGCGCAAACUGUAACAAAACCAAAAUUGAAUGCCUUUAGUACAGAGAGCGCGACGUAUACUAGAAAACCGUAUCAAUUUCAUAGUAGAAAACUUAGACCUUACGAAUGUGAGCCUGGUGACUAUGUGCCAGGACUGUAUGACUCUUAUAGAUGUGACCACCGAAAAAUGUUAUCUAAAUACUCGAAUACUCAUCCAUUUAGAGUUCCAUCAAAUUCUAGUUCUAUGCAAGACAAAACAAAAUGUAAAAGAACUCAGUCUGGUUUUUGCAGGCCAACUCAAAAAAAUGUGCGUACUUAUCAUAGAGGUGAUGGUCAUUCACUAGACAAAAAUGAGUAUUUACGAGAAGACCCCUUUUUAUAUGAUUCAGGAGCCUACCGACAAGCCGUACAAGUAAGAUCAAGUUUUAAUUUUAAUAUUGACUUUUGUAAAAAUGGAUCACCACAGAUUUCAUCAGUAUGUGAUAUUAAUAGAAAUAUCAAAAAAGAAAUGAAAGAUACAGGAACAAGCUCAACUAGAACCAGAAGUGUUUCCAGCAGUAGUAAUAAAAGUUAUAUUCGGGAUUGUCAAUCCCAAUCGGAAUGUAUAAAAACAGAAGGUAAAGCAUCUCGUGCAUCAUUGUUACAAAGCUUUUUUUGUACAUUAAAACUACAGAAAAAAGAAAAACCGCAAUAUGCUAAAUCCGAAAUUAUGCCUCUCACUGAAUCUGUGGGAUUUGAUGCUAAAAAGCAAAUAAUUGUACCAGUAACUCGCAAAAUAGGCACCAAAACUGAACAAAAAUAUCCAUAUAUUCUCGAGCCUUACGAAUGUAGGCUAGGCGUUUGUGUGCCUGGAUAUUGCGACCCUUAUGAUUGUCGAAAAAGAAAAAAACUUAGAAAUAUGAGACACCCAGGAAUCGGAUCAAUCCGCAUCACAAAGUCUAUGUCAAGUGUUACAUCAAAAGAUGUUGAGACAAAAGUAAUGAAUACUUAUUUGUAUAAACAAAUGCGCGAUAGACGACGGACCGCUUCCACAGAAACCAUUUAUCUAAUAAAAAAACAACUACAACAACUUUCUCAUGUAAAUAAUAAUCGUUACCAGUCUAUAAGUUGGGAAUCCGGUUGCAGAAUUAAUAAGGGUUUUAUGAAAGAUUCAAGGUUUGUAAAAGAGAAUGUAAGCCUGGAGUGUGUGUGCCAGGAGAAUGUGACCCAUAUGAGUGUCAAGAGAGAAAUAAAAGACGAGGGAUCCGACGAAUAUCUCGUAGGAGACGACCUUCUCAAGUAUCGGUAUCGAGCACGACUGCACAGUUCGUCCCGCGCUAUAAAUGUAAAAAAACACAACAUGAAGAAUUCUGUGUACCAUACAAAAUGGACAGAAUUGUAG